UUUAGAAGUCCUUUCACUGUGUAACCGUGGUGUUUAUCUCCAUCAUCGAAGAAUAUCCAGUCGUCAUGAAAACCGCUCACAUCCUCCUGCUCUGCAUCCUGGGAGCUGCACUGUUAUCUCCAGUGCUCUGCAACAAUGCCCUUGGUCGUGACAACUGCUGCUUCGCUUACUACACAAGAAGAAUACGAAAGGACUUGAUCAAAUCAUAUUACAUGACUGAUAAUCGCUGCCCCAUACCUGCAGCCAUUUUGGUGACAACAAGGUCUCGUCACAUCUGUGUGGAUCCGAGUGAAUCCUGGGUUGUGAGCAUCAUGAGACACCUGGACCCCUCGUUCAGUCCGUUCAUAAUGGUCGGGCCGUACCCGACGACGACG
This is a messenger RNA of Mugil cephalus (flathead mullet), 374 nucleotides long. Its product is annotated as C-C motif chemokine 4-like. Lineage: Eukaryota; Metazoa; Chordata; Actinopteri; Mugiliformes; Mugilidae. The transcript is spliced from 3 exons. Gene Ontology annotation, molecular function: chemokine activity; CCR chemokine receptor binding. Gene Ontology annotation, biological process: positive regulation of ERK1 and ERK2 cascade; immune response; lymphocyte chemotaxis. The record is from RefSeq and is a predicted model, not a curated record. The annotation marks the transcript as partial. Gene Ontology annotation, cellular component: extracellular region.